This is a messenger RNA of Athene cunicularia (burrowing owl), 1658 nucleotides long. RefSeq names its product CD247 molecule (gene CD247). The coding region runs from base 89 to 592 and encodes 167 amino acids. The record is from RefSeq and is a predicted model, not a curated record. The transcript is spliced from 8 exons. NCBI's taxonomy places the organism in Eukaryota, Metazoa, Chordata, Aves, Strigiformes, Strigidae. Gene Ontology annotation, molecular function: transmembrane signaling receptor activity. Gene Ontology annotation, biological process: cell surface receptor signaling pathway. Gene Ontology annotation, cellular component: membrane.
GCUGGCAGACGGGCAAAGCCUGCGGAGGUGCCUCUUCUCCUCCUCCGCCCGUGGCUUCCCGCUCCCCAGCACGCCUCGGGGAAGCAAGAUGAAGUGGACGAGGAUUGCCAUCUUUGCCAUCUUGCAUGCACAGCUCCCAGGCACAGAUGCUGCAACAGUUCUUGGACUGACAGACCCAAGACUCUGCUACUUACUGGAUGGCUUUCUCUUCAUUUACGCAGUCGUCGUGACAGCCCUUUUUGUGAAAGCAAAGCUUAGCCAGGCCUCUGAACCACAGCUGCAACCAGGCCAGGAUGAUGUGUAUAACAAACUGUCACGUGGACAGAGAGAUGAAUAUGAUGUUCUGGGGGCAAAGCGAGGUGGAGACCCUGAGCUGGGCGGGAGACACCAGCAGAGAAGAAAAAACCCUCAUGACACCGUCUACACUUCACUGCAGAAGGACAAGAUGGGUGAGGCAUACAGUGAAAUCGGCAUGAAGGGAGAGCAGCAGAGGCGGCGAGGCAAAGGGAAUGAAGGUGUCUACCAGGGACUCAGUACAGCGACCAAGGACACUUACGAUGCUCUCCAAAUGCAGCCCUUGCCACCCCGCUAAGCAGGAGUCAGUGAGGGGGUGGGCAAGAGUGAGAGAUGCCCACCUGUGCUGGAGAGGAGAGGAAGGAAAGCCAUGGUCAUCCAAAACAAGCCCUGUGUAUUUUCUCAGUGCAGUGAUCUACUUUUGUCGGUGCACAGAGGCAGUAUGUCUGGGCUCAGCUGGUCCCUUUCUCCCUUCCCUCCUGAAUCAUGUAACUGCAAGCUUUAGCUAUUAAAAUGUACAUAUCUGUAAAUUUGUUUCCAAUCAUAGUGGUUAUUAGGCUGAUUUUUUUAAGAUUUGUGUUGUGGGACAAGACCACACCUACUAACAAAGCUGUUUCUGUAGCUCUUACUUGCCUUCCAGGGGUGUCAAGAUAUGCAGUUAUGGUUUCACUGCAUUUAAAGAACUUGUAAAGAUAGGGCUGUACUUCUUUCCUGUAGUAUUUAUCUUAAGACUAUUGACACAGGCCAGAUGAUAAACUUUUUGCUUUAAAUUUACCUUUUCAGUAAAGGUAACAACUUUUUUCUUUGAUUGUAAAAAGUGAUGUGAUGUUACCAUGGUGAAGGACAGAGGCUGAAUGCCAGCUUUUCAAUAUGAAGAAAAUGAGCACUAAGCUCCAAAAAAAGAUCAGGCAAUGGCCUUGCCCCUCAUCCAGCACCUGGAGCUAAAAAAGAGCCAGGUGACUUGCGUAAGAGACUUCUCAGAAGGCAGAAGAUGCACCCAUAACAACGAAAAUGAGGAGAAUGAACUCUGAUAAAGACAGAAAAAGCCUGGAAAAAGCCUGGAAAACUCACCCUGGAGAAUCCCAUCUGGCUAAAGGGUUUGGCUGAAACGUCUACCCCCUCAUAUUAGCAACAGCUACACCUCUCGCUGCAGAACAGGCUCUCCUUGUCAGAGCCGGUAUGGCAAUUCUCAUGGCAGAAACAGACCUAAACUAUCACUUCCUGGGCAGCAGAAACUGUACAAAAGCCAAUGUAAAUGCAGGUUCCAGAGCAGUCUAUCAUCAGGUUACCUUUAAAAGAUGCUGUGGGUAUCAUUCCAAAGAAAUAGUAGUUCAAUAAUGUAAUGCAUUUUUGAUUAAUUAAUA